This is a messenger RNA of Durio zibethinus, 4889 nucleotides long. The record is from RefSeq and is a predicted model, not a curated record. NCBI's taxonomy places the organism in Eukaryota, Viridiplantae, Streptophyta, Magnoliopsida, Malvales, Malvaceae.
CCCACCAAAAUUUAUCAAAAAUUGAUCCCUAAUAACGAACGGUAAGAAAACCCUUCUCUCCGUUCCAUUUUCUCGCCCCAAUCCCUCCUCUCCAUUUCAAAAUCAAAAAAUAAAAAUCGCCUUCAUGAAAUAAAAAAAUAACAAUUUUAGGGGUUUUCCAGUUUUCCUUGCAAUGGUGAAUCCAGUUUCGAGGGAAAUGCUUUCAAGGUUAUCCAACUCAGUGAAUCUAGCUAUUGACUUAGCUUCAAAGCUCGACCUCUGUCGUCAAUUGAAGCAAGACUUAUUGAAGGAAGACGCUGCUGCUCUGUCCGAGUUCCUUCCUCGACUCUUCGACCUUUACUCUGACCCGUCCGGUCCGGUUCGCAAAUUUGCUACUGAGAUUAUUGGUGAAAUUGGUGUGAAGCACCUUGAAUUCGUAACUGAAAUUGCACCGUUUCUGAUAACUGUUUUGGAAGAUGCUACACCUGCUGUUGCUCGACAAUCUAUUGCUUGCAGUAUUGAUUUGUUUCGCCAUACGCUGGAAAAAAUUGCAAUUCAGGGAUACAAUUAUUUACAAGGAAAACUGUUUUUGUUUUGUCUCCACUUGCUGUUAAGUUGUGUUAAUUUUAGCCGUAAGGGUCUAUACUCCAGUGAGUUGGACAGUGAUCUUGAAUCAUCGUGGUCAUGGAUGUUAAAGUUAAAGGAGAAGAUAUACUCUAUAGCUUUUCAGCCAGGAAGUGGUGGGAUAAGAUUGGUGGCUCUGAAGUUUGUUGAAGCAGUUAUUCUUCUUUAUACUCCUGAUCCUAAUGGUUCUCCAGAGCCCCCUUCUGAUGGAGGAACCCCUAUAGAAUUUAACAUAGCUUGGCUUCGUGGGGGCCAUCCUUUACUCAAUGUUGGGGAUUUGUCGAUUGAAGCUAGCCAACGUUUGAUUUUGUUGCUUGAUCAGCUUAGAUUUCCAACAGUAAAAUCGCUCACCAGCUCGGUCAUUGUUGUGCUUAUUAACAGUCUUUCAGCAAUUGCAAAGAAACGGCCUGCAUAUUAUGGACGUAUUCUACCAGUUUUGCUUAGUUUGGAUCCCCCAAGCUAUGUUAUCAAAGGGGUUCAUGUGUAUGGAGCACAUCAUGCUUUGAAAAAUGCCUUACUCUCCUGCUUGAAAUGUACACACCCAAGUGCUGCACCGUGGAGGGAUCGUUUACUUGGUGCCUUGAGAGAGAUGAAAGGUGGAGGACUGGCAGAGCUAGCUCUAAACCAAGCUCAUAAAAUUAAUGGAAGUGUGGAAGAGGAAAAAGAUGAUUCUUCAGUCAUAAAGGAAGAAAAACCCUUGAUUAAAGCAUGUGAUGUUGUUGGUACCAAUGUGGGAAGGAAAAGAUCUGGAACUGAGGACAAUAGUGAUUUGGCUGAAAAUGAUGAUGUGUCUGGAAAACGUGUCAGGUCAACACCUAGUGUCUCAGAAGAGUCAACAAAAGAGUUAAACAGGAAUACUACUAUGUCUCAGGGUGACAUUUUUUCAACUCAACCUACCACAAACAAAGGAGAUGUUGAUACUGGACCAGUCCAGCAACUUGUUGCCAUGUUUGGAGCCUUGGUUGCUCAAGGAGAACAAGCUGUGGGAUCUUUGGGGAUUCUUAUUUCAAGCAUAUCUGCUGACUUGCUGGCUGAUUUAGUGAUGGCUAACAUGGGUAACCUUCCUCCCAGUCAUCCUCACACUGAUGGAGAUGAUGAAUUGCUGGAGAACAUGUGCAUAGUUGGAAGUGACACUCAAGCCAAGUAUCCACCAUCAUUUUUAGCUGAUGUUGUUUCACUGUCGAGUACUUUCCCGCCAAUAGCCUCAUUACUUAAUUCUCGGCAAUCAGUUUCCAAUAAAAUAGUGAUACAGAAAACAGAAGGGGAGGAAGAAGUUGAUGUUGUGGCUGGCCCAAAUAAUGCUGUUGCACAUGCUGGCAUGGCUCAUGAGGCUGAAAAUGCUUUGUUGGCUGCUGAUUUACCAGUUUCUUCUGACAUUGUUUUGCCUGGAAUGGAGAAGAUUGAUCUACCUACUCCGUCUGAUAUCCAAGAUGUGGGGAAUCUUGAAAGUGAGAUACCUGGUUUGGAUUCUUCUGUUCAUAAUGAUGGAUUGUCAGAUACCCAGGCAGCUUCCUCGUUGGUCUCUACUGAUCUAGAAGAUGCUAGUCAAGACCAAGUUACAAGUUUUGGUGGAAGGUCACUGCUGCAUGUGCUUCCAUCAAUUUCAACAGAUAGGUCUGAGGAGCUUAGUCCAAAAGCAGUUGUUACCGAUUCCAACAGCAUGAUUUCCUCAACAGCAACUUCCGUUGUUUCAUCCUAUUGCUUUGUCUUGCCCAAGAUGUCAGCACCUGUUGUUAAUCUUUCUGAUGAUCAGAAGGAUGAUUUGCAAAAGUUGGCUUUUAUACGUAUCAUUGAGGCAUACAAGCAAAUAGCAGUAGCUGGAGGUUCUCAAGUUCGCUUUUCUCUGCUUGCUUAUAUGGGAGUUGAGUUGCCAUCAGAGUUAGACCUACAGAAACUUCUACAAGAACACAUUUUGUCAGAUUAUAUAAAUCAUGAGGGACACGAGUUGACAUUGCGUGUCCUCUACAGGUUAUUUGGAGAGGCAGAAGAGGAAAGUGAUUUCUUCUCAUGUACAACUGCUGCUUCCGCAUAUGAAACAUUCCUUCUGGCUGUAGCUGAAACUCUUAGGGACUCUUUUCCACCUUCUGACAAAUCUUUAAGUAGACUACUUGGUGAAGCUCCUCGCCUGCCAAAAUCGGUUUUGAAUUUAUUAGAGGGUUUGUGCUCUCCUGGAAUCUCAGAGAAAACUGAGAAGGAGUCACUAAGUGGAGAUAGAGUUACUCAAGGCCUCAGCACCGUAUGGAGUCUAAUUCUAUUGAGACCCCCCAUUCGAGAUGUGUGCUUGAAAAUUGCUUUGCAGAGUGCUGUUCAUCACUUGGAGGAAGUUCGAAUGAAAGCAAUACGUCUGGUAGCUAAUAAGCUUUACCCUCUAUCAUCCAUUGCUCAACAAAUAGAAGAUUUUGCCAGGGAAAUGGUGCUCUCUGUAGUAAAUGCUGAUGGUACAGAAAGAACAGAUGCUGAAGGAUUAAUCACUGAAUCACGUAAGGAUUCUGAUUCAGAAAAGCCGUCAAAUGAGCAUCAGUCAAUGAGUUCCAUUAGUAAAGACAUCUCUGAUGAUGUUCAUCAGUCAGAAACAUCUCAGAGUGUGUCAUCCCUUUCUGUCCCUGAGGCACAGCGGUGCAUGUCUCUGUAUUUUGCUCUGUGUACAAAGAAGCACUCUCUUUUUUGCCAAAUAUUUCUUAUCUACAGUAGUGCAUCAAAGGCAGUUAAGCAGGCAAUCCAUCGUCAUAUUCCCAUACUAGUUCGUACCAUGGGCUCGUCAUCUGACCUUCUUGAAAUUAUUUCAGAUCCUCCUAGUGGAAGCAAGAAUCUUCUGAUGCAGGUAUUGCAUACACUGACUGAGGGGACGGUUCCUUCAGCAGAAUUGAUAUUUACCAUUAAGAAGUUAUUUGAUUCAAAAUUAAAGGAUGUUGAAAUUCUAGUUCCAGUAUUGCCAUUCCUACCAAGAGAUGAGGUUUUGCUGCUCUUUCCGUAUCUUGUAAAUCUUCUGCCAGAUAAGUUCCAAGCUGCACUUACCCAUUUGCUACAGGGAUCUUCUCAUUCUGGUCCAGUGCUCUCUCCAGCUGAAGUGUUAAUUGCUAUCCAUGGCAUUGAUCCCGAAAGAGAUGGAAUUCCCUUGAAGAAGGUCACAGAUGCAUGUAAUGCUUGUUUUGAGCAACGGCAGAUAUUCACCCAGCAAGUUCUAGCGAAGGUCUUAAAUCAGUUGGUUGAGCAGAUUCCUCUUCCUUUGUUGUUUAUGCGUACUGUAUUACAAGCCAUUGGUGCUUUUCCUGCAUUGGUGGAAUUUAUAAUGGAGAUUCUUUCUCGUCUUGUAAGCAAGCAGAUAUGGAAAUACCCAAAGUUGUGGGUAGGAUUUUUGAAAUGUGCACUCUUGACAAAGCCUCAAUCUUUCAGCGUGUUGCUUCAGCUACCUCCUCCACAGCUGGAAAAUGCACUGAAUAGAACUGCAGCGCUCAAAGCUCCUUUGGUUGCUUAUGCUAGCCAACAGAAUAUACGAGCUUCACUUCCAAGGUCUGUAUUGGCAGUUUUGGGACUUGCUCCGGAUUCUCAGUCUUCCAGUCAGGUACAAACAAGUCAGGCUCUUCACACUGGAGAUACAAGCAAUUCAGAGAAAGAUGCAGUGGCAGAGAAAUCUAAGGAAUCAUCUAGUGCUAGCUGAAGUUCCAGAAAUAAAAUUUUGCAGGAACUAAUGCUUAAAGGUUAACGUUUCUACAUCUCUGACUGCCAUGGGUCCACGAGCUCCCGAAUCUGGUCUUCAAUCAAAUAUAUCUAACCCACAUAUAUAUAAAUGCCAUUGGUAGAAAAUGGCUGGCUGAAAAUAUUGAAUCCGCAGGAAUUUCACAGGUUUGUAAUCAUGUACAAUAGGGUUGGUUGGAAUUUUGAUGAGUUGAAGUAGAAUUAGCACAAUCUAUCUCGUUUAUUUGAUGAUGUAUUGCAUUAUGACUUUUCUCAAGCGGCCUGUGAAUAAUAAUAAUAAUAAUAAUGUUGUUACAUUGAUAGAUAGUUUUUAACGAAAAACAGGGUUUUGUUUUUUAGAACAUUAAGAAUCCAAUGACAGCUCGUGUCAACAGAAUCUUACAAAGGAAUCAGAUUGGCCCCCACAAACCUUGAUUUUUUUGUUUUUGGGAAUCGGAGGUGACCAAAUCCAACAUCUAGAAAUAUGAGUAUGACAGAGAGCCUACCUUAUUAUUAACAGAGAUGGGAAAAACAUGCGGCUAAUUUCCUGUAGCAUGUAACGAACUAUGAGAUAGAAGAUGUUCGUUCAAUUUGGAAGAAUAUUAUUAUCA